AUGAAGGCCUCACUCCGCGCCGCGGCCCUCGCCGGCCUCGUGCACAUCCAGCUGCUCACCCUCUCGACCUUGGUAGCACCAGCUGUCGCCAAAGAUGAGUGCCAGCCGUACUCCUGGGGCGACCCAACCCACGGCUUUGCCCUCAAGAUGGCCAACAAGGCGGCCGCUGACGACGGCGACGGUGCCCCGCCCAAGGCCGGCGAGGUCAACUGUCGACAGCAGAGCACGUCGCCGAGCAGCGUCAACUACUACACCUGCACGGAAAUGGCGGACGAGCACGACAUUAGUGUCGAGACGUUCUUCGUGAUCAACCCGAAGCUCAAGAAGGACUGCAGCGACAUUCAGCCCAACACAAAGUACUGUGUCAACGGAUUUAUUGAGCCGUUGAGAGCCUACGAUGGCAAAUGCGGUCCUCCCAACAACAACGCGACCUGCCUCGGCACACAGAAGCAAUGCUGCAACUCCCAGACCUUUACCUGCGGUGACAACUACGAGGUUGACUGUGCCCCCGGCAUCUGCUGGGAGGGCGUCUGCCCUGGCGACAAGACCUGGAGCACCGACGGCACAUGCGGCGCGCAGCACGGCAACCGCCAGUGCGCCGGCAAAUGGGGCGACUGCUGCAGCCUCGGGGGCAAGUGCGGCACGGGCCCCGAGUUCUGCGGCAAGGACAACUGCCAGUCGGGCAACUGCACCAAGCCUGAUCCCGGCACGGGCGGCGGCCGCCCGCCGUGGCUGACGGGCAACUCGACCGACGGGACCUGCGGCGGGCCCAAGGCCUACACCUGCAAGGUUAUCUACGGCAACUGCUGCAACAAGAAUGGGAGGUGCGGAUCGCUGCCGCAGGACUGUGGCGACGGCUGCCAGCCCUUGUUUGGGAAGUGUGGCACGCAGUCCAAGUGA
This is a messenger RNA of Purpureocillium lilacinum, 900 nucleotides long. RefSeq lists its product as uncharacterized. Gene Ontology annotation, molecular function: chitin binding. The record is from RefSeq and is a predicted model, not a curated record. Lineage: Eukaryota; Fungi; Ascomycota; Sordariomycetes; Hypocreales; Ophiocordycipitaceae.